Messenger RNA from Penicillium concentricum, 1677 nucleotides. RefSeq names its product fungal specific transcription factor domain-containing protein. The transcript has 8 exons. The record is from RefSeq and is a predicted model, not a curated record. Gene Ontology annotation, molecular function: zinc ion binding; DNA binding. Bases 1 to 1677 code for a protein of 558 amino acids. Gene Ontology annotation, biological process: DNA-templated transcription. NCBI's taxonomy places the organism in Eukaryota, Fungi, Ascomycota, Eurotiomycetes, Eurotiales, Aspergillaceae.
AUGCAUGCGAAACAUGUCGAAGACGCAAAUGAUCCUGCUAUAAGCCCGGCAACGGACCUGACCUCAGGGCCCGCAUUCGAGUCUCAAGUCAGGUCGCUUCUCGACAGGUCGCAUUCCAGUGACUACAACUUUCAUGGAUCUACUUCAAAUUUUCAAUAUCAAACUGAUCGAUUACCUCAGUGGUCGUCGGUCAAAGAGCUCGUUGACAAUGUUGCCGGAGUUUCUUUCCCAUCUUUGGAGGAAUCACAGCACUUGCUUGAUCAAUUCCUUUUUUAUCUCGGCGUGAGCCAGCACUUUUUUGACCCACGAUCUUUCUCCGAUGAUCUUAUGUUGCUAUUUCAGAGCCCAGAGACAAGGCAACAACAGAUAAGCUCUCCUUGGUUUACAGAAUAUCUUUUGGUCAUGGCCAUGGCAAAGCUCAUGGAUGUAAAACAUCCGACAUCACAGACACCUGGAACGGACUUGUUCGCUGAAGCUUUGAAGCGUCUUCCUCCGUUGCAUCAUAUGGGCGGGGAAGGUGUUGUCGCUGUUGAGAUAUUGACACUGAUUGCUACGUAUCUGCAGUGGUGUGACCGUAAACAUGAUGCAUAUCUCUAUAUUGGACUCGCACUGCGGCUUGCUAUUGCUCUUGGGUGCAACCUACGGGAAGUCGACCAACACUGCCUCCCUUCCCAGAGUGCCCACAGACUAAGACUAUGGUGGACAGUAUACAUGCUUGACAGGCGCCUCUCUUCGGGUCUUGGACUGGCUGCGGGGGCGGAUGAACGACAGCUACGCACCGAACUUCCGCGGAACGCCAUGGGGUUCCAGUCACCAAUUGCCCUUGCCAUCAAUGUUCGUAUCGCACGUGUCACCGAUGAUAUAAUGUCAAGUGAGACUGUCCCCAAGCAGAACACAAUAAUAGCUUUGUUUCUGAUUCAGUAUCAGGCUAUCAUCCUAUGUACACGGCCAAUACUACUUCAAAGAGCUCGAUUUGAAGCUCAGAGCCAAGAACAGCCGCAGUCACCCGAUACAGCGCCGAGUAUGCUGCUGCGUCUCUGUGAUACAUGUGAUGAGGCAGCCACCAGAAGUCUGGCAAUACUUGAAUCACUUCGUCGUCAGCAAACUAUCCCCCGGUAUGGCUUUUUUGAUCUGGAUGCAACAUUCUCCGCUGCAUUUGUUCUGGUGAUGGUAGGCUUCCUGGACAAAUCACAAAGCCAACCACCCCCGGCGCUUGAUCAAGCAUCCAAAGUCCUCCAGUUUCUAUCCCAGUCUGGCAAUUUGGCUGCAGAGCGACGCCUACAGGAUAUUGCGCAAUCUUAUUCCCACGUUUGGCCAAAUCAUGUUUUCAAUGCAAAUGCCCCACGCAGUUUUGCAGUCUCCCAGGACAAGACCCAGACACUUGCAGCAAGUCCAGGCUUGAGACAAGAUGCGUUGUUGACUUCCUCGGAUUCUCCACCAUAUAUGGCUGCGGCCUCAAGUAGUCGGGGUGAUCAUCAAGAUGAGAUUAGAUUACUUGAGCCAUGGUCUAAUAUGGAUGUUCCGGACACAAUGUUUGAUAUGCAGGGAGACUGGAAUCUAGAUCUCUCCGGGGACGCAGAAGGAAUUUAUUCAAGUUUCCACAAUCCGACAUUGCCACUGACCGGGGUUGACUACAUCGACUGGUUGGAGAUCGAGAAAGUAUUUAACGGUCCAUAG